Messenger RNA from Sphaeramia orbicularis (orbiculate cardinalfish), 1483 nucleotides. It is a transcript of the gene fitm2, whose product is annotated as fat storage inducing transmembrane protein 2. Gene Ontology annotation, cellular component: endoplasmic reticulum membrane. The record is from RefSeq and is a predicted model, not a curated record. Bases 26 to 796 code for a protein of 256 amino acids. Lineage: Eukaryota; Metazoa; Chordata; Actinopteri; Kurtiformes; Apogonidae. The transcript is spliced from 2 exons. Gene Ontology annotation, molecular function: coenzyme A diphosphatase activity. Gene Ontology annotation, biological process: lipid storage; lipid droplet organization; phospholipid biosynthetic process.
CUCCUACCGGUCACUCUAUGUCAACAUGGCGACGGUGGAUGUCAUUGUGGACAAUUUGGUGUCUUUGUGGAGAAUACCACCCAUCCGAAGAUACUUCCCCUGGACAUUUAUCAUUAUUUCAGUCGUGGGGUCAUGUCUGAAGGAGCUGGAAGUCGUCCCACAUACAUAUUUUAGCAGCAGCAGGAACGUGUUAAAUGUGUAUUUCGUCAAAGUGUCCUGGGGCUGGACCUUGCUGUUGCUGACCCCCUUCCUCCUCCUCUCCAACUCAUCCUUCAGCAGGAGCGUGUCCUUUCUGGGCCAACGGCUGCUGUCUCUAGUGGUUGCCACAGCCAUCUGGUACAUCUGCACUGAGACCUUCUUCUACAUAGAGGACGCUACAGGUUCAUGUUUUCAAACUAACACCAUGGAUGUUGUUAAGGAGUUCUCCUCCAAAGCCAGCUGCAGGCGGGCUGGCUUCCACUGGAUCGGCUAUGACAUCUCUGGACACUCCUUCAUCCUGGCCUACUCUGCUCUCUUCAUCGUGGAGGAGACAGCACCCAUGGGUUCCCUGAAGAUGGCCAGCCUAUCGCCUCUACCCAGGAUGGUUCUCAAUCUGCUGUAUGUGGCACUGAAUUUUAUCGUAAUCCUGUGGGUGUGGAUGUUUGCAUGUACUUCUGUUUACUUCCAUACCCUCUUUGAUAAGUUGUUAGGGACUUUGUGUGGCCUGUUAGGGUGGUACCUGACAUAUCGAGUGUGGUAUUUAAAGCCUUUGUCACCAGGACUCCCUCCUCAGCGCCAGCCAAAAGAACAGAAAUAACAUGCAUAAGCUGCUUUAAUUUUUUUUUUUUAAUAACAUCAUUGCCAAUAUUACAUCUGUUCUGUUCACCUCAACUCUUUACAGUUGGAUGUUCUCAUUUACUGGGUCCAAGUGAUUCAUGCUAUUUAAAGUUAUUCCCUCCGUUCACAAAGGUCAUUUGUUCAGGAUGACUGGCUUGCAUUUUUUUCUGCAGUGGCUGGCAGCUGUUCUGAGAAUGACUCCUGGCAAUCUUGAGAUAAAAGCAAAGCGCUAAUUCACCUUCCAGCUUCAGCCUCUGUGUUACACUAUUACUUGUCACCCAGAUUGUUGCCUUGUUAUGCCUUUACUCAUAAAUGAAAGUGAGUAAUUGCUGUUUUUAGGUUUCUGAGUGGGAACACUUGAGAAUGUUUACAGCUCCUGUUAAGUCGCACUGAUCUAAAAAUGUAUUGUAGAUAUUGACUGAUUUUUAUAAGACACUACCUUAAGAUCAAGGAUCAGCCACUGUAACAACAGCGGAGCUAUGUUUUGUCCUAUUUUAAAAGGAUUUUAAGAGAUUUUCAUUUGUGUCAUAUGAUUUGGUGUCUUGGGACUGUGUGUCAACACAAUAUGUAUAGUUUGGACUUAGAGGUUGAUUAAUAUAAGCAAUGCAGGAACUAUUUUAAUCAGACCUGUAAAUGCAAAUUAUUAUUAAAAGGUUUUAAAGACCAA